GAUGGCAUUUUCCGGUCUACAACAGCAACGCAGUCAAGCCUUGGAGUCCAGUCGUGCAACAUCGAGAGCACAACAUCAGCUCGAGCUGCACAACUUGCAAGCCUCGAAUAUCAAAUAUCAAGCGUGUUCAUGUUGGCUACCGUAUCGCCAUCGGACGGAGAAAAACGCACUGCUGGGCCACAUGGGACUUUUAUUCACAGUGGUGGAGUAUCGUCAACUGCUAGUGGAAGUAGUAGUUGUAUAUCGCAGUCCCAGUCCCUGCCACCCCUGCUUACACGGCACUGGCAGACGCAGCGGUGGGAACGCUCGUGGAGACAAAGCCCCUGCCACCGACUACUAAUCAAUACCUGGCUGGGGAUCUGCUACCACCUAAGGUACCUACUAGCUAGUAUGUGUGUGCAAACGCGAUGUUCGUGGGUCAUCUGAUGCGACGGGGCGGAAUAGUGCACACAUCUUUCUACAAUCAUACGAACUACUGCUAAGAUAGAGCGGAAACCGAUUUGCUACUAAAUAGUAUGGGCAGUGUCCCCUCCUUCUCACCCUCUUUCCAUUCUCCUGCGCUGCCUAUCCUACACCUGUCUCUGUGCCGAGUUUUCAUCUUGUCUCGGUGGUUGCUAUCCUCCGGAGAGAUUCAAUUUAUGCUGCAAGCUGCCACGGUCAGCUCUCAGCAUCUGUCGCCAUCAUCAUCAGCGCUAUAUUCGUGAGCUAGCGCAACCAACAACUUGAGAACCGGUGCGGGUUUCCGCCACAAGUCGUCAAGUCCAAGUCACAUUUCAGAGUCAGUCAGUCAAGCUCAUUCUUGACUUGAUGGAUCCGUUUGAGAAACCCAAACACCUCCACGCCUCGCACAUUCCCCAACUCCAGCGGGGACAAGACUCGUCGUCCUCGUCGCACCCAGCCUCGGACGAAGUCACCGUGACGCACCACGAACACGAACCCUACGAGCUUGACGACUUCUCAGGCCACAACAAAAGAUCCCAGACCAUGGCUCCCUCCUCUCAGCCACAUCCUACCGCGCCAUCCGGGCCGCAACAACAGCCCGGCAUGGACCCGAACCCGAUGACCUCGUACCCCUACCAUUCGGAACACGGCCCGCCGAUCGACAACAUGCUCAAGUACGACGAGGCCGAACAAGACUACCAGCACCACCGGAACCUGUGGUGGUCGCGCGUGCGCCAUCACCUACGCGACCCGUUUGCCGAGUUUGUGGGCACGUUUAUCAUGAUCCUGUUUGGAGACGGCAGCGUCGCUCAAGUUAUGUUGUCCGCCAACGAAAAGUUGCCGGCGAGCAGUCAAAAUAAAGGCGAUUAUCAAUCCAUUUCUUGGGGAUGGGGCAUUGGCGUCAUGUUCGGCGUCUACGUUGCCGGUUGUGCCGGAGGCCACCUGAACCCGGCCAUCACGUUUGUCAACUGCCUGUACCGCAAAUUCCCUUGGUACAAAUUGCCCAUUUAUGCCUUCGCCCAGACGCUGGGCUGCUUCUGCGGCGCCGCCGUCAUCUACGGCAACUACAAGUCCGCCAUUGACGCCUACGAAGGCGGUGCGGGAAUCCGCACCGUGCCAGGUUACUCCGACACCGCGACCGCAGGCGUCUUCUGCACAUACCCGCAACCCUUCCUGACCAAGACGGGCCAAGUGUUUUCCGAAAUCAUCGCCAGCGCCGUUUUGGUCUUGGUCAUUUUCGCCCUCAAGGACGACGCCAAUCUGGGCGCCGGCAAUCUCGUGCCCAUUUGUCUGUUCUUUUUGAUCUUUGGCAUCGGCGCCACCUUGGGCUGGGAAACAGGAUAUGCCAUCAAUCUGGCCCGAGACUUUGGCCCCAGGCUGUUCACGUAUUUUGUGGGCUAUGGUCAUGAAGUCUGGAGCGCUGGUGGCUAUUAUUUCUGGAUCCCCAUGGUUUGUCCUUUUAUCGGCUGCACGUUGGGUGGUUGGUUGUACGACACGCUAAUUUACACGGGCGAGUCACCCAUCAACACUCCCUGGAUGGGUCUGAAGCGAGUGGUGCACCCGAGUAAACAGGGCAUCAAGGAGGCCAUUACCGGCCACCCGGCGGAUAAGCAGGUCUGAUCCAUCGGCAGCCCGAAUCAAUCCCCCCUUGCGCGCACCUUGCACGUGCCGCCUACCUUCCGAAACGACCCAUUUUGACGGCCAAAAGUAGUCCGCCCUGAUUUCUGGGUGUGAUAUAUGUAACACCAGUCUGUUCCAAAAGGCCAUCUAUGCUCUCUGUAUAUGUAUACGAGAUAAGAGCGAAAUAGUGUGGCUGCAGAAAAUCUUGGAUAGCGCAGUACCAUAACAAUGGUUUCCUCCUUUGAGAUUGGGAACCUUUUCUCCACGUGUAAUUGUUAUCAUGAAAGAAUAGUUCCGCAA
This is a messenger RNA of Exophiala dermatitidis NIH/UT8656, 2361 nucleotides long. RefSeq names its product aquaglyceroporin like protein. Gene Ontology annotation, biological process: water transport; glycerol transmembrane transport. Gene Ontology annotation, cellular component: plasma membrane. The coding region runs from base 808 to 2061 and encodes 417 amino acids. Gene Ontology annotation, molecular function: water channel activity; glycerol channel activity. NCBI's taxonomy places the organism in Eukaryota, Fungi, Ascomycota, Eurotiomycetes, Chaetothyriales, Herpotrichiellaceae. The record is from RefSeq and is a predicted model, not a curated record. The transcript is spliced from 3 exons.